AAAACUAAAAGUCGUCAAUAUGGACCAACUCAUUAUUUCUCUUCCUUCACAAAUCAAACCCUAACAAUCAAUCAAACAGUUCCUCAUUUUCACCUUCUUCUUCUUCACCAAACCUCACUUUCUCUCCUUCCUUCAUGGCAGUUCUCCUUGAUUCCACACCACCAGCGCCUCCCGCCGCUUCUUCUCUCGCUCCUGGCUUCAGAUUUCACCCCACCGAUGAAGAACUCGUUCGGUAUUAUCUCCGCCGUAAGAUUUGCGGCAAACCCUUCCGAUUUGACGCUAUUUCCGACGUUGAUGUCUACAAAGUUGAGCCCUGGGAUCUUCCAGGGUUGUCAAGGCUCAAGACCAGAGACCUUGAAUGGUACUUUUUUAGUGUGUUGGAUAAGAAGUAUGGGAAUGGAUCGCGUACAAAUCGAGCAACGGAUCGAGGGUACUGGAAAACUACUGGGAAAGACCGGUCGGUUUACCAUCGGUCUCAACUGGUUGGGAUGAAGAAAACUUUGGUUUAUCAUAUUGGUCGGGCACCCAAGGGUGAGAGAACAAACUGGGUUAUGCAUGAGUACAGGCUCAUUGAUCAGGACUUGGAAAAAGCUGGAAUUUCACAGGAUGCGUUUGUUCUUUGUAGAAUCUUCCGGAAGAGUGGUUCCGGGCCGAAAAAUGGUGAACAGUAUGGGGCACCAUUUGUUGAGGAGGAAUGGGAGGAUGAUGAGCUGGUAAUGGUACCCAAACAAGAGUCUGCUGAGGAAUUGCUUGUUGAUGAUGACGACGCAUAUCUAGAUGCGGAGGAUCUUGAGCAGAUUCUUGGCUCUGACAUGCCAGAGGAACAACAUCCUCUUCAACUGAAAUACCAUCAAGGCGAUGAUGUCAGCAGUGGUGAUGUAUCCACAGAAAUGGUCGAUGACCCACAAAACUUCUUGGUUGGUGAGGGUGACGGUCAACCUGAAGCUGACCAAGAUGACAAACCAAAGUUGUUUGAUUUGCCCGUACAGAACGAGUUGGACCCCACAUCGGUAAAGCAUGAAUACAUUAGUGAAACAAGCAACACUGAGGAUUUUGAUGUGGAUUAUUUGCUUGAUGAACCCUUUUUUGAUGCUUCUACUGGUGACGACUUCAAAUUUGAUGGAAAUUCAUUCCUUGAAGCUGAUGACCUUAAAACUGACGUCAAGCCGGAACCUGGCCUUGACGUUUUUGAUGAGUAUUCAUCGUAUCUUAUGCCACCAAUCGAUGACUUGGAAUACACUUUCGAUUCAUUAGAUAACGAGAAUAUUCUCGAGAAUCCAAUUGAUGAAACUCAUAAAUUGAGUGAAGUGAAAAACAGUAAUUUUGCUUCCACUUCAAACCAAGAGCAUCUGGAUUCAGCAACAGGUAACAUGGAAGGAACUCAUGAGACUUGUGAAACAAGUCAACAACUUUCUGAAGGAUAUGAUAACGAUAUUGUUCCCUUUUUAAAGCAAGAGGAUGCAGAUCUGUCAACAGAUUUUGCAUACCCAUUUCUCCAAACGGCAAGUUACAUGUUGGGAAACAUAUCGGCCCCACCUGCAUUUGCAUCAGCAAAAUAUUUGGCUGCUGCUUCUCAAGCUUCUACUUCAGUUCGCGUUACUACAGGCAUGAUCAGAAUAAGAGAUAUUACUUUCACAGGAAGCAAGCUGGACUGGUCGUUGAACAAAAAUGGUCAUCUCAACAUUGUUCUCUCAUUCGGGCUGGAGCAAAGUGAGGUUCCUGAUGUAAAUUCACAUCAAACCAAUGGUCGGAAGCGCAAUUCUUCUGUUUCUCGAAGCUGGUUAUACUGCUUGUUUCUGUGCAUCAUGGUUCUGUCGUUGAGCUCCAAGAUCAGGAGUCUGGUUUGCCCCAGGUCAUACAUGAGCUGAGCGGAACGGUCAACAGAAGUCAGAAACCUCUGGAUUCUACUUGGUUUUUCUUUAUCUGAUUACUUUAACAAAAUAAUAUUAUGGAGGCACAAUGAUGCCGACUGAGCUAAUUCUGGAGAUUGAAAAUGUUGUUUUUGUUAGAAGUUGUUGGUAAGAACAUUAGAAAGAUCACGGGGAACAAGGACUGUGUGUGGAACUGGAAGGAAAUAGUACUUCGCUGUUUCAUGUCUCGCCAUUUCUGUUGAUUUAUUACUUGCAUUUUAAUUAACCAAUCUUAAUGUGUGUU
Messenger RNA from Helianthus annuus (common sunflower), 2154 nucleotides. Its product is annotated as NAC domain-containing protein 53. Gene Ontology annotation, biological process: regulation of DNA-templated transcription. The transcript has 6 exons. The record is from RefSeq and is a predicted model, not a curated record. Lineage: Eukaryota; Viridiplantae; Streptophyta; Magnoliopsida; Asterales; Asteraceae. Gene Ontology annotation, molecular function: DNA binding. The coding region runs from base 135 to 1868 and encodes 577 amino acids.